GCAGAUGUACCAUGCAUGAGUAAAAUCUAAAACCGUUACUGACAUGGCAGAUGCGUUACCCUUCUCCAAAUUUAAUACUAUAAAUCAGAGACUCGCUGUGACUCACUUUCACCUUCGAGUUUUGAAGGAGAGGUUCACCCGCCAAACUUGCUCAAUUUCGAAGACUCCAUUGAUUUACUGAUCAAGAAUUCGAGAGUCGGAGACAGUUCGUGGAGAUUUCUAGGGUUCCAACUAUACUUACGGGACGACUCCUGUUGUUAAUCGAAAGCCCUAGCGGUAGAAGCUCAAUUUCGAACAUCGAUGGGGCGUUCUCGUGGAGGUCACAAUUCUGCAGACGACGAUCCUACCCAAAGGUUCCCUUCCUCAUUAUGGCUGUUUUCACUCCACCAGGGCUUGAUUCUCUGCCUUCCUGGAGCAGGAAGCUGAUUUUGAUGGAGUUUCAUUUCCAAUUAAACUGUUUUAUUUGUUUAGUGAGAGCCAUCUUUGCUUGCAUGGCACGAAUUUUUGAGAAUUCCGUUUGAUUGAUCUUGAUUCAGACGAAUGUCUCUGUGAGUCUGCGUUAUAUGCGUGUGUUUUGAAAUUGUUACGUGAGUGGAAGUACAUGGUGUGGCAGUUCCGUUGGGAGGACUGCUCACUGGGUCUUGCGUUCAACUCAAUAUCAAAGAGAAAGAGGGCUCCUUCAAGUGGUGAAAAUUUAGAAUCUGCAGCUUCAGCUCAGGGAUCAAAUGAAGGGAAAAGGGCUUUAUACCACUGCAAUAAUUGCAAUAAAGAUAUUUCUGGGAAGAUUCGCAUCAAGUGUGUCAAAUGUCCUGAUUUUGACUUAUGUGUGGAGUGCUUUUCUGUUGGAUCUGAGGUUACACCUCACAGGAGCAAUCAUCCUUACAGGGUUAUGGACAAUUUGUCUUUCCCCCUUAUUUGUCCAGAUUGGAAUGCAGACGAGGAGAUACUGCUGCUAGAGGGGAUUGAGAUGUAUGGAAUGGGUAACUGGGCAGAAGUUGCGGAACAUGUUGGUACAAAGACCAAGGCACAGUGUAUUGAUCACUAUACAACAGUAUACGUAAAUUCUCCGUGCUUUCCUCUACCGGAUAUGUCUCAUGUUGUUGGGAAGAACAGAAAGGAACUUCUUGCUAUGGCUAAAGGGCAUGCUGAGGGAAGGAAAGGUUUUCCUGUCUUUGGGGAAAUUACACUGAAGGAAGACUCUACCUUCUCCCCUUCAAGAGUCAAGAUUGAAGAUAUGAGUAAAGAAGCUCCAACAGGUUCUCAAGUAGAUAGGAGUGUUGGAGGAAAGAAGCCUAAAUUUUUGAGUGAUGAAGGGCCUACUAUGACUGAGUUGAGUGGAUAUAACCCAAAGAGACAUGAGUUUGAUCCUGAAUAUGAUAAUGAUGCUGAACAAUCAUUGGCAGAGAUGGAAUUCAAAGAUACUGACACUGAAGCUGACCGUCAAUUGAAGCUGAGAGUGUUGCAUAUUUAUUCAAAAAGGCUUGAUGAGAGGAAACGUAGGAAAGAUUUCAUAUUGGAAAGAAAUCUACUUUAUCCUAAUCCUCUGGAGAAGGAACUUUCACUUGAGGAAAGGGAGAUGUAUGAGCGUUACAAGGUCUUCAUGCGUUUUCAUUCCAAGGAAAAACAUGAAGAGUUGAUUAGGACUAUUAUUGAAGAACAUCGAACUCAGAAACGAAUUCAAGAUCUCCAGGAAGCCCGUGCUGCAGGCUGCCAAACACCAUCUGAGGCUGAUAGAUUUAUUGAACAGAAAAGGAAGAAGGAAGCUGAAGAAAAUAACCGUAGGGUGAAGGAAAGCAGUCAGGUUGGUCCAGAUGGUAAAGUACUUCAAAGGAUAAGUCGCCCCAAAGGAGAAGCUGAUGGCAGCCCUCAGGGUGGUGUAAAUGGCUCCAUGGGUUUGGAUUCCGGUGGCAAAGAUUCAUCUUCAACAACUUUCAAACAAGCUAUCUCAUCCUCUCUGGAUGAUUGGGAUAUUACGGGGUAUCCUGGGACCGAUCUAUUAUCUGAAACUGAAAAAUGGCUUUGCCGAGAGAUGAAGUUACUCCCUCCUCAUUACCUUAAUAUGCAGCACAUAAUGUCAGUAGGGAUUUUAACUGGAAAUAUCACCGGGAAAUCUGAAGCACAUCGUUUCUUCAAGACCGAACCAAGCAAAGUGGAUAGAGUGUACGAUAUGCUUGUUAAAAAGGGCAUUGCUCAACCGUGAGGCUAAACUAAGCCAAACUCAUUAAUUUCUUUGGAUGUAAAGUUUGUAUAUUGGUUAAGUUAAUUUUUAAUCUUAUUUUGGCUUCUGCUAGUUAAACACAA
Messenger RNA from Macadamia integrifolia, 2301 nucleotides. RefSeq names its product transcriptional adapter ADA2-like. Lineage: Eukaryota; Viridiplantae; Streptophyta; Magnoliopsida; Proteales; Proteaceae. Gene Ontology annotation, biological process: chromatin remodeling; regulation of transcription by RNA polymerase II. The record is from RefSeq and is a predicted model, not a curated record. Gene Ontology annotation, cellular component: nucleus. Gene Ontology annotation, molecular function: protein binding; zinc ion binding; chromatin binding. The transcript has 12 exons. Bases 602 to 2200 code for a protein of 532 amino acids.